AUGCUCACCGAGCAAUUGGUCGCCUCGAUAGGCGUACCGCUCAAGACACCAGGAACGCACAUUGCGAAGGAUGCUGCGAUCUUCAUCAACACAUUCCAGCCCGCUGGCGGUGCGCAAGGAAUCUUUAAAAAGUCCGCUGCACCCGCAAAUUGUCUAGCCAUAAGCGAAUCGCAUAUUUUCGCUGCCCAAAUCGACAAAGCCGUCGUGCAUGUCUACAGUCGCGAGAGAAACAACCAAGAAGCCACUGUACCAUUUCCAGAACGUAUCACUUCAUUAUUAUUAGCAUGUCAAGAUUCCGUCCUCGUGCUAGGGACGAAUGACGGAAGACUUUUUGCGUGGGAGGUCGCAUCGGGACGACUUGUUGCGACUAAGCAGGCUCAUCUGCAAGCCGUCACAGCAUUGACCGUAGACGAACGAUCAAAUUUUCUCUUGUCCGCAUCGGCAGACUCGACGAUUCAUGUCUGGAGUCUUCCGGAGCUGCUAGCGUUUUCGAGUGCUGAGGACACUUCGCCGGUCCGAACAUUUUCUACUCAUCGGUCAAAAGUUGUUGCAUUAGCAAUUGGUCAUGGCGCUUCAUCGUGCAAUUUCGCUGUGUCGGUCGCCGAGGACAAGACAUGUCUGGUCUGGGACUACAAGAGCAAUGGACUCCUGCGGACGUUCCUAUUGCCAGCUGUUGCUACAUGCAUAGCUCUGGAUCCAGCAGACCGUGCAUUUUAUCUUGGGUAUCGGGAUGGGAGUGUCCAGCAAAUCGAUCUGUACCGAAGUGCGAACGGAUCGUUCGAUGCAGUGCAGAAUGGAAGCGGCGCCACGAACCCUAUUCAACCCAAAGCGUCAUCAUGCUGGAAGCUCCAGGAUGCUUCGUUGGGUGGCAUAUUAAGCAUGGUAUUGUCUUUUGAUGGCACAACUCUAAUCACUGGUCAUGAGUCCGGUGCACUGCUGAGCUGGGACACGAAUCGUGGGAGCUACCUAUCAGAUCUACCACAAUCACCACUGCCAGGACCCGUCACAAAUGUGGUAUUGCUCCCAGUGACAGGAUUCGUCAACCAAGACGGCGAACAAUCUGCUCGGACACGAGUGUCAGAGAUCACAAAGCCAAAAUUUGGCGCGCACACAACAGACGAAGGUUACGGGGUGCCGGGAAACUAUUCGCUGAACGUACAACUCUCGACCAAGCUCUCAGCUCCCGAUACCUCCAAUGAUUUCUACAACGCGCUCACUGGACCGUCGUUUCCCACAUCAAUCUUAGACCAAGGUCUUUCCGAACUCGCGUCCUGGGGCCAGAAUGCCACCGGCACGACCGCGUCGACAAAUGGUGGCUCGGCCGAACACGGCGAAGAUUUCAUGCGAGUACAAACCACAAGUCUGCAGAGCGUGUAUCAGUUGAGCGAAGAAAAGAAGGUGCUUCUCCGACGAGAACAAGCUCGGUCGGCGGCGCAGAAUGGGAGCGUCUCCAGUGGAGAGGAUUAG
Molecule: messenger RNA, 1467 nt
Organism: Dissoconium aciculare CBS 342.82
Lineage: Eukaryota; Fungi; Ascomycota; Dothideomycetes; Mycosphaerellales; Dissoconiaceae
Product: WD40 repeat-like protein
Exons: 2
Coding region: 1-1467 (488 amino acids)
Biological process (GO): DNA-templated DNA replication; rRNA processing
Cellular component (GO): nuclear pre-replicative complex
Molecular function (GO): protein binding
Source: RefSeq, a predicted model, not a curated record